AUGCACGACGUGACGGACGUGGACGAGCCAUUCCUCGUGGCCGGUUCGGCCGACGAUGUGGCGCGCGCCACGCGCACACAUGUGCAGGGCCACUGGCGCAUCAGCGUGCGCAAGCUGCCGAUCUCGCGGGCGGCAGCGAUCGAUGCACUGACGGCGCACAUCGGCAUUCCGAUCCCGGAGAUGAUCUUUGGCGACAACGAGGUGGCGCUGUGCCACGUGCCAACGGGCUGGACGAUACGGUUCUGCGCAGCCGACGCGCUCGAUGCCGUCGACAAGACCGGCCGCGACCGCCUGCAGGUGGCCCACGCCGGCGACUGGGCGCGCAGCCGCGAGACGAGCGCAGCGGCCGGCAUCGCCGACGUGCGGCCGUACGACUGGAGCUACUCGACCACGUAUACCGGGACAGAGGGGUGGGAGGACAAAACAGACGGAACAGACGGACAGCCACAACCACCCAAACCGCACCUCUCGCCCUCUUCGGCUGCUCUCCCUCUCGACCUCCUCCGGCGCCGUGACCCGAUCGUCUUCCACGACGACGUCAUCCUCUACGAGAGCGAGCUCGACGACAAUGGCAUCUCCGUGCUGCGUGUCAAGAUCCGCGUCAUGCCACAACGGCUCCUCCUGCUGUGCCGCCUCUAUAUGCGGCUGGAUCACGUGAUCGUCCGUGUCCGCGAUACCCGCGUCUACGUCGACUUUGCUUCGGAUCGCGUCCUGCGCGAAUACACCGCCCGCGAGGCCCCCUUUGCCGCCGUCCAGCAGAGCCUCGCCCUGCGUGGCCUGCGGCCCGAUGCCGUCGUUGUCGCCAUGCGCGAUGCCGACCGCGUCGCCGACCUGCUGCCCGUCGUCCACCACAGCAUGGAAGAGGUCGACCUCGGCCAGGCUGCUCUCAACGGAGACUCGUUCGGGCCACCCGAGCAUUCUGGGACUGCAUAA
Grosmannia clavigera kw1407 is the source of this 933-nucleotide messenger RNA. RefSeq names its product tor signaling pathway protein. Gene Ontology annotation, cellular component: cytosol. Bases 1 to 933 code for a protein of 310 amino acids. Gene Ontology annotation, biological process: TOR signaling. The transcript has a single exon. NCBI's taxonomy places the organism in Eukaryota, Fungi, Ascomycota, Sordariomycetes, Ophiostomatales, Ophiostomataceae. The record is from RefSeq and is a predicted model, not a curated record.